This is a messenger RNA of Lynx canadensis (Canada lynx), 1672 nucleotides long. It is a transcript of the gene BEND5, whose product is annotated as BEN domain containing 5. Gene Ontology annotation, biological process: negative regulation of DNA-templated transcription. The record is from RefSeq and is a predicted model, not a curated record. The transcript is spliced from 6 exons. NCBI's taxonomy places the organism in Eukaryota, Metazoa, Chordata, Mammalia, Carnivora, Felidae. Gene Ontology annotation, molecular function: DNA binding. The coding region runs from base 28 to 1293 and encodes 421 amino acids.
GACCGGGGCCCGCCCCCGGCGCCCACCAUGUACGCCUUUGUGCGGUUCCUGGAGGACAACGUCUGCUACGCGCUGCCAGUGUCGUGCGUGCGCGACUUCAGCCCCCGCUCGCGGCUGGAUUUUGACAACCAGAAGGUGUACGCCGUGUACCGGGGCCCGGAGGAGCUGGGCGCCGGGCCCGAGAGCCCCCCGCGCGCCCCCCGCGACUGGGGCGCGCUUCUGCUCCACAAGGCCCAGAUCCUGGCGCUGGCAGAAGACAAAUCUGACCUUGAAAACAGUGUGAUGCAGAAGAAAAUAAAAAUCCCCAAACUUUCUCUCAAUCACGUAGAAGAAGAUGGCGAGGUUAAAGAUUAUGGGGAAGAAGAUUUACAGCUUAGACACAUCAAGAGACCCGAGGGGCGGAAGCCGAGCGAAGUGGCGCAUAAGAGCAUUGAGGCAGUGGUGGCCCGGCUGGAGAAGCAGAACGGCCUGAGCCUGGGCCACAGCACGUGUCCAGAGGAGGUCUUCGUGGAGGCCUCGCCGGGCACAGAGGACAUGGACAGUCUGGAGGACGCUGUCGUGCCCCGGGCUCUGUAUGAGGAGCUGCUGCGCAACUACCAGCAGCAGCAGGAGGAGAUGCGCCACCUCCAGCAGGAGCUGGAGCGGACUCGGAGGCAGCUGGUCCAGCAGGCCAAGAAGCUCAAGGAAUACGGGGCUCUCGUGUCUGAAAUGAAGGAGCUCCGUGACCUCAACCGGAGGCUCCAGGACGUGCUGCUCCUGAGGCUUGGCAGUGGUCCCGCCAUUGACUUGGAAAAAGUAAAGUCAGAAUGUCUCGAGCCCGAGCCGGAGUUACGGAGCACUUUCAGUGAGGAAGCAAAUACGUCGUCCUAUUACCCCGCUCCUGCACCUGUCAUGGACAAGUAUAUCCUAGACAAUGGCAAGGUCCAUCUGGGAAGCGGGAUUUGGGUUGAUGAGGAGAAAUGGCACCAGCUACAAGUAACCCAAGGAGAUUCCAAGUACACAAAGAACUUGGCAGUCAUGAUUUGGGGAACAGAUGUUCUGAAGAACAGAAGCGUCACAGGAGUUGCCACAAAAAAAAAGAAAGAUGCAGUCCCUAAGCCACCCCUCUCGCCUCACAAACUAAGCAUUGUCAGAGAGUGUUUGUACGACAGAAUAGCACAAGAAACUGUGGAUGAAACUGAAAUUGCACAGAGACUCUCCAAAGUCAACAAGUACAUCUGUGAAAAAAUCAUGGAUAUCAAUAAAUCCUGUAAAAAUGAAGAACGAAGGGAAGCAAAAUACAAUUUGCAAUAAACUUUGGAUUUUUCAUAAAGCCUUAUCGUUUUUCUUGCGUGGCUUGUGAUUUGCGGGCAAUGGUGCUGUCCAGUUGAGACCCCACCGUGUGUGGUGGCAUGUGGGCAGGGAGCCAGCAGGUUUCCAGGGUCGUCGGCUUGCCCUGAACUUGGACUUCCCAUUCCAAAGAAGUCAAAUGGAUUUGCUGAGACUCAGGCAGCAACUUGGCACCAGUGUCAUUCUGGGGAUGGGGAAAGCACUGUCUUUUUUGGAAGGGGAUAAAGUGUCUCUGAGUUGCCUAUCACUUGACUGAGAAUUUGAACUAAUAUUUUUACCAUUCAAGGACUUCUAUCUCUGUUCCUCUAUUUUGUUCUAUAAUAAAGCUUCAUUAAUUCUUUGA